Syngnathoides biaculeatus (alligator pipefish) is the source of this 11321-nucleotide messenger RNA. Its product is annotated as trichohyalin-like. The record is from RefSeq and is a predicted model, not a curated record. The coding region runs from base 1 to 10575 and encodes 3524 amino acids. NCBI's taxonomy places the organism in Eukaryota, Metazoa, Chordata, Actinopteri, Syngnathiformes, Syngnathidae. The transcript is spliced from 31 exons.
AUGCGCUUUCAAAGUGCACUUGGAAGCAAAGUCUUUUCCGCACUCGGAACAUUUCCACCGUUUGGGUCUCGUAUGACCUUUCCCAUGACCUUCAGACUCAUCAUCAUCAUCAUCAUCAUCAUGUUCAGCAUAUGGAGAGCGCGACGCGGUUCGGUCCCCGUCCGAGAGCGGAGCCGAGAGGCCGUCCGCUUCCGACGGUCCGACGCCGUCUCCUCCGCCUUUUGUCGCGGUGUGCGGACUCCGCCCCUGCGCCGGCCUCACUCGGACCUUCCGCUUCACUUUUCAGAGGGAGGCGGUGCGACGGCAACGCGGCGCCGUCACCAAACUCCUCUUCCGGGCGGCGGCCGCGGCUCCUCGACGUCAAAGCGCUCCCGCUCGUCCUCUUUAAUAGCUCACGCUGCGCGCACGCCAGAUCGGCAUCGACCCGGAGAGCGAGCCGGAACUGGUGUGGCUUGCCAGGGAAGCUCGAUUCGCUCGGCUGCCUCCGGGAUGGGCCGAAAGACGUCGACCCGUGAGCACCCGUGCCAGGUCCAGUACCGCCAGCUGGUGCGGCAGGAACGCCAGCGGAUCCGCCGCGCCUCCGCCUCGCGAAGCCAAGCGGACGACGACGACGACGACGACGCGCACACGGGAAUUUUCUGCAGCGGGUUCUUGAGCGUGAUCAACAGCAGGUGCGAAGAAACUCCCUCCGCGACGCUGCCGACCUUCGACGACGACGACGACGACGAAGAUGAAGGCGUCGUCUCGGAAAAGGAGGACUCGGGAGAGCUGGCAGAGGACAGAAGCCAGUCAGAAACACCGGACGAGGCCCGACCCGAAGAGCGAAGCGGCGAAUCGGCACCGGAACGGAUGUCUGAGGAACUUCCCGUGACUGACAAUUCAAUUUCCUGCGACAGUCUGCUGGAGACCGAAGACCGGGACACAGAGACGGCCGCAGCCCGGGGGCCGGACCGACCUGAGCCGGCGGGUCGCCGCCCCGGCGCGGGGGAUCCGGACGACGACGACGACGACCCAGCGGAAGCCUUUGAAAGAGCUGCGGUGAGUCGCGCUUGGAGACGCUUCCGCGUCACACGAGCAAAGGACUGCUUUUGCAGCGGAUUCUUGAGCCUCUUAGGCAGCGGACGAGACCAAAGUUCUUCUCUGCCUUCCAGCCGCGAUGACCGAGACGAGGAGGGCCACUUCGGCAGCGGAUUCUUGAGCGUCAUGGUCGACGGCGGGGCCCGAGACGUCCGGCCAAGGGAGCUUUCGUCACAGCGUCGCGCUUCUGAGAGUCGGCCGCCGAGGGACCGCCAGGACCGGGACGAGGACGCCUGCCGCAGAGACGAUUCCGGGCGCGGGCCGGACUCGAGAGCCCAAAGGGACCGCAGAGGAGAGCCGCCGAUCGCCGACGUGGACGUCCCAUCCGAGGUCGCCGACUCCGGCGGUUCUGUUUGGACCGAAAGUCCAGAGGAGACUGGAAUGGCUGACGGCCGAGAUCCUUCUGGCAACGACGGGAAGGCGGAGGAAGGGGAGGCGCCGGCGGUCCAGGAUGCGGACUCUUCGGGAGAGGUUUUGGACUCAGACAUUUGCGCUUCAUCCGAGGGGCGUCUGGAGAUGGACGCCAAAGAAGAGGAGGAGGAAGAAGAAGACGACAACCAGACGGAGGCUUCCAAGAGCAGCCAAGAUGAUCCGUCGCCGCGGGAGGCCCGAGGACCCGUGCGAGGCCAAGCCCAGGAAAAGUCCUCCGAAUUAGAGCCGAGAGACGUCGGAGGAGAUGGAACCGCCGGGCCGGCGCUGCCGGGGAAGGUCGGCCUUCGAGAUCCAAAGACGGAAUGGACACGGCGGCCGCAGGCGAAUUGCUGUCGCUGUCGGUUGCUCACAAAUGACAGGAACGCCGAGGCUGCCGUCAGUCGCGGUCAAUUGAGGCUGAAACGGUCCGGUGAAGACGGCAAACCCGUCGGGCACCCCCCCGACGUUGGCACCCCGCGGACCGAAACGCUCAAGGACCAAGCGGAGCUUUUGCCUUCGCUGUCGGAUGUGAGUACGCCAGCGUCUGCGGGGGAUUGCCAUCGACUGGGUCGAGCUGAGGACGCGACCGCCACCGGGCAAAUCCUUGCCAAAUCUCAUCCACACCCAAAGUGGAGCUUAGUCUGUGGACUUUCUCUUCUGCUGUCCGGGGAAUUUUUGGACUCGGACAGUUUUGUGGAGAUGGAUUUCGCCAGGAAGGAGGAAACGACAAAGGCGACAAAGAGUCCUGAACGCAGCCGAGGUGAGUCGUCCGGCCGAGACGCGCGUGGCCGCCCGGCGGGCGAAGCGCAAGAACGCGUCCGGCGCGACCCGAGCUCCGACUCGGGGGUCCGACGGCGCCGGGAGGAGCGCGACCCUGGCACAACGAGCGGGGACACGAUUCUUUCCUUGGACAAAAGUCGUCCCUCGCCAAAGCAAUGGUUUGCGCACUGCAGUGCUUGCGUUCGCCCUGACAGCAAGCGCGAGGGUCCCACCAAGUCUUCUAAGAGCGCCGCCACCCUCAGCCGUUCAGGAGCCAAACCGGACGACAAGCCAAGCAAAUCUUCCACAUUUCUACCCGUACUUGUACCUUGGGACUCAGCGGUGGCCAUCGGGGACGGAGAUCUCGCAGGGGAGAUCGCCGAGCUCGAGGCUCAGUCUGACGGGCGGCUCCUCGAAUCAUCGCCGCAGGAGGUUUCAGAAAGGGUUUUGGACUCCAGCGAUUCAGAGACUAGUAGUAAGAGCCGAGACGAGUCGGGGAGCGACUCGUCUGUUGAAGACGUCGACGGUGACUUCGCGGCCCGGCGGUGCGAGCGCAUCUGGCGCCGUCAAACCGACGGGAAACGCCAAGAACUGAAGAAAGAAGAGUUGAGCAAACCAAGACAGGUCACGAAAGAGCCGCCCUUGAGGCUUGGACAGGAAAAGGAAGAAGAGAAACAGGAAGAGCCGAAGAGCAAAGAAAGGACGCAAAAGAGAAGGCCGCCGUCCAAGGAGGAACUGGCCAGAGAGGAAGCGGAGGAGGCUGAGCGCCUGAGGCGGGAGAAAGAAAAGAGAAUACUUUUGUAUCAGCAGAAACUGCAGAGGGAGGAAGAAGAGGAGGCGAGGAGAUUAGUGAGGGAGAAGGAGAAAAGAAUACAACUCUGUCAGGAAGCGCUGAGGAAGAAGGAAAAGGAGGAACUGGAGGAACUGGAGCUGCUGGAAAGGGAGAGGGAGACAAAAACCCGUCCCUGCACGCGAGCGUUUCGCCCAAAGGAGGGAAAAGAGGCGAGCGCAAUCUCUUGCCAGGAGGAACUGAUGCAGGAGGAGGAGGAGGAGGAGGGCCCGGCAGACCAGCUCCAGAGGGAAAAGGCACUGAGAAUGCGCCGCCACCGGGAGCAGUUGAGCAAAGAGGAAGCCCAGGAAAUGGAGCGACUGAGGAUCCAGAAGGAGACGCGAAUUUGCGGACAAAAGGAGGCCAUCAGGAGAGACGAGGAGAAGGAGGCAAUGCAAUUGACCAGGGAGAAGGAGACACGAAUACGGCUCCGCCGGGAAGCAUUGAGGAGGAAGGAAGCGGCGGCCCCGCAGCCACCAGAAAGGGAGAGCAAGGCGAGAACGCAGCCCGGCGAGGAGAAACGCGGUCUGGGUUUCGAGGGAGCAAAAAGCGGAAAAGAGUGCUUGGAGGAGCCGAUGUGGAAGGAAGUGGAAGAAGAGGAGCAGCCCAAGAGGACAAAGGAGCCGCAGAUCCGUCCCGGCCGCGAGCCCUCGGCCAAAGAAGGGGAAGAGGACGGAGAGCCGGCGGGGAAGGCUCCGGGGAUGCGGAUCUGGCGACAAAAGGAGGAGCUGCUGAGAGAGGAAAAGGAGGAGCUUGCGCGACUGAAGACGGAGAAGGAGACACGAAUCUGUCGACGCAAAGUGGAGCUGAGGAGAGAGGAAGAGGACGAGGCGGAGCAGCUGAAGCGGGCCAAGGAAACGAGACUUCGCCUCCGCCGGGAAGAACUGAGGAAAGCGGAGGAAGAGGAAGAGGAACUGUUGAGGAGGGAGACGGCCCUUCGGAAACGUCUCCUCCGGGAGGAGCUUGACAGAGCCCGCAAGGAGGCCGAGCGCUCCGUCGGGGAAAAGCAGCGGCGGAUGCGAGCCUGCCUGGAGGAGCUCACCCGGGAGGAGGAGGACGAGGCCGAGCAGCUCGGGAGGGAGAAAGCCGCAAGAGUGUGCCAACGAAAGAAGCAGCUGAUGAGAGAAGAAGAAGAGGAAGUGGCCAAACUGAGGGAGGAGAUGGAGGGAAGAAUCGCUCGCAGCCUCCAAGAGCUGAGCAGGGAGGAAAAGGAGGAAGCGGAGCAGCUGAAGCGAGACAAGGAGAGGAGAAUGCAGGGCCACCUGGAGGAGCUCCAGAGAGAGGAGGAGCAGGAGGAGGCCCAGAUCCUCAAGAGGCAGAAGGAGGAUCGGUUUCACCCUGGCCGGGAACAACACGCCGCAGAAAAGGAGAAAGAGGACAACGAGCUGAAGAAAUACUUGGACGACGAGGCUGACAAAAUGAAGAGGGAGAGGCCCGCCGCCAGGCGCUCGCGGGAUCGCGAGCGACCCAAACGACCUCAAGAGGGACAAGAGCAAAUGGACAGAGAGACCAGGACCCGGCUCAACCUUGAGGAACCGACGACGGGAGACGAAGAGGAGGGCCGGCGACUCGCGAGAGGAAAGGAUUCCCUCUCCCGGGACGAACCCAGCGGAGAGGCGGAAGAGGUGGCGUGGCUGAGGAGGGGGAAGGAGAUGAGGAUCAGACUUUAUCUGGAGGGGCUGAGGAGAGAGGAGGACGACCAGAUAGAGUCCUUGAAGAGAGAACGGAUGGAGAGGAUGUGCCUGCACCAGGAGGCGCUCAGGAGAGAAGAAGAAAACGAAGUGGAGCAGUUACAGAGGGACAGACAGGCCAGAAUGCGUCUCUGCCAAGAGGAACUCCGAAGAGAGGAAGUCAAUCACUUGGAGACCUUAAGGAGGGAAAAGGCAAAAAGAACACCCGCCCCCCUGAGCGGACCGCGAGAAGACGGGGAACAAGAGCGACUGAAGAGGAAAAAGGAGAAAAUGAGGAAAAAACUCCACAAGCUGUUAAAAGCGGAGAUGCAGCUCCGCCUGGCGGAACUCAUGAGAGAAGAGGAAGCGGCAGAGCAACUGCAGAACAGGAAGGGGCGGAGCACAGAAGAUGCACCCGAAGGCCAGCUCCCGAGAGGGACGGAGGCACCUCCGAUGUUCCGUGAAGACCAACUGAGGAGUGAGGAUGAGGAGCUAGCCUGUCUAAAGAUGGAGAUGACAAUUUCGCUCUGCCACAAGGAGGCGAGGACAGACGAGGAUGGCCCAGAGAACUCCAGGAGAAAGCCGAGCAAAGUAAGGCCGCGCCAGCAGGAGUUUGGAACGGACAAAGAAGCAGACGGACUGCUGGGGGGGGGAAUUGAGGCCCGAGAAAUGCUCCACGAAGACCAAACCAGAAGGGAGGCUGAGGACCCGGGUGGCUUGAAUAGGGAGAGGAUCAGAAAGCCACUUUGCCUGGACCAGCUAAGAGAAGCCGACCGGGGAGAAGAAUCGAAGGGAAGGGAGACAAAACCGGGCAUUCCCCAAAAAGAGAGGAAAACAGAAGAAGAAGAAGAAGAGAAAAGGCUUUUUGCCAGGGAAAUGGAGACACAAACAAUUCUCCACGAACCUGAACUAAGUAGUGAGGACAACAAACUGAAGAGGGACAAGGUCAGAAUUGCACCCCGCCCAGAGGAGCCAACAGAACAGGAGGGGGCAGAAAAAUGGAAAGGAAAGCAGACAAAAUCGUGGCUACGCCAGAAGGGGUCGAGCACCGAAGAAGGAGUGGAAGGGCAGUUCAUGAGGGAAAUGGAGACCCAAACGACGCUCCUCAAAGAUGACCCGAGAAGCGAAGACGACAAGGCCAAGACGAUCCGAACCUUGCGGGACCAGAGGGAGCCGAGAAGAGAGGAGGAGCCGGAGAAAUUGAAGGGAAAGGAGACAAAAUCGUGGCUACGCCAGCAGGAGCGCAGAACGGACAAUGACGCGAAAGGACCGCUGGGGAGGGAGAUUGAGACCCAAACAAUGCUCCACGGAGGUCGACGGAGAACCGAGGAUGAGGAGGCAGAGUCCUCGAGAGAGAUGAGAACCCCGCAUCGCCAGGAGAAGCCGAGGAGAGAAGAGGAUGAAAGAGAGAAAUUGAAGAGAACGGAGACCAAAUCCUGCUUCCGUCAGAAAGAGAGCAGAACAGAAGAAAGAAACGGGCAGUUCAUGAGGGAAAUGGAGACCCAAACGACGCUCCUCAAAGAUGACCCGAGAAGCGAAGACGACAAGCCCAAGACGAGCCGAACGUUGCUCGACCAGAAGGAGCCGAGAAGAGAGGAGGAGCCGGAGAAAUGGAAGGGAAAGGAGACAAAAUCGUGGCUACGCCAGCAGGAGUCCAGCGCAAAAGAAGUGGACGGGCAGUUUAUGAGGGGAAUCGAGACCCAAACAAUGCUCCCUAAAGAUGACCCGAGAAGCGAAGACGACAAGCCCAUGCCGAUCCGAACGUUGCGGGACCAGAAGGAGCCGAGAGGAGAGGAGGAGCCGGAGAAAUGGAAGGGAAAGGAGACAAAAUCGUGGCUACGCCAGCAGGAGUCCAGCGCAAAAGAAGUGGACGGACAGUUUAUGAGGGAAAUCGAGACCCAAACAAUGCUCCCUAAAGAUGACCCGAGAAGCGAAGACGACAAGCCCAAGACGAUCCGAACGUUGCGGGACCAGAAGGAGCCGAGAGGAGAGGAGGAGCCGGAGAAAUGGAAGGGUAAGGAGACAAAAUCGUGGCUACGCCAGCAGGAGUCCAGCGCAAAAGAAGUGGACGGGCAGUUUAUGAGGGAAAUCGAGACCCAAACAAUGCUCCUCAAAGAUGACCCGAGAAGCGAAGACGACAAGGCCAUGCCGAUCCGAACGUUGCGGGACCAGAAGGAGCCGAGAGAAGUUGAGGAGCCGGAGAAAUGGAAGGGAAAGGAGACAAAAUCGUGGCUACGCCAGCAGGAGUCCAGCGCAAAAGAAGUGGACGGGCAGUUUAUGAGGGAAAUCGAGACCCAAACAAUGCUCCCUAAAGAUGACCCGAGAAGCGAAGACGACAAGGCCAUGCCGAUCCGAACGUUGCGGGACCAGAAGGAGCCGAGAGAAGUUGAGGAGCCGGAGAAAUGGAAGGGAAAGGAGACAAAAUCGUGGCUACGCCAGCAGGAGUCCAGCGCAAAAGAAGUGGACGGACAGUUUAUGAGGGAAAUCGAGACCCAAACAAUGCUCCCUAAAGAUGACCCGAGAAGCGAAGACGACAAGGCCAUGCCGAUCCGAACGUUGCGGGACCAGAAGGAGCCGAGAGAAGUUGAGGAGCCGGAGAAAUGGAAGGGAAAGGAGACAAAAUCGUGGCUACGCCAGCAGGAGUCCAGCGCAAAAGAAGUGGACGGACAGUUUAUGAGGGAAAUCGAGACCCAAACAAUGCUCCCUAAAGAUGACCCGAGAAGCGAAGACGACAAGGCCAUGCCGAUCCGAACGUUGCGGGACCAGAAGGAGCCGAGAGAAGUUGAGGAGCCGGAGAAAUGGAAGGGAAAGGAGACAAAAUCGUGGCUACGCCAGCAGGAGUCCAGCGCAAAAGAAGUGGACGGACAGUUUAUGAGGGAAAUCGAGACCCAAACAAUGCUCCUCAAGAUGACCCGAGAAGCGAAGACGACAAGCCCAAGACGAUCCGAACGUUGCGGGACCAGAAGGAGCCGAGAGAAGUUGAGGAGCCGGAGAAAUGGAAGGGAAGGAGACAAAAUCGUGGCUACGCCAGCAGGAGUCCAGCGCAAAAGAAGUGGACGGGCAGUUUAUGAGGGAAAUCGAGACCCAAACGACGCUCCUCAAAUGACCCGAGAAGCGAAGACGACAAGCCAUGCCGAUCCGAACGUUGCGGGACCAGAAGGAGCCGGAGAAGUUGAGGAGCCGGAGAAAUGGAAGGGAAAGGAGACAAAAUCGUGGCUACGCCAGCAGGAGUCCAGCGCAAAAGAAGUGGACGGGCAGUUUAUGAGGGGAAUCGAGACCCAAACAAUGCUCCCUAAAGAUGAGCCCAGAAGCGAAGACGACAAGGCCAAGAGCUUGAAAGCGGAGACCAUCCGAACGUUGCGGGACCAGAAGGAGCCGAGAGAAGAGAAGCUGGAAAAAUGGAAGGGGAGGGAGUGCCAAACAGAAGAAGACAGACAAGAAUUGUUUAUGAGGGAACCCGAGACGAGAGAGAUGACAACGCUGUAUCGAGAGAAGGACCCGAGGAGAGAAGAGGACCGAGCAGAGGAAUUGAAGAGAAGUGAGACAAAACCGUGCCUACCGCAAAAGGAAGAAGACAGCAGGGUCUUUAUAAGGGACAUUGAGACGCAAACAAUGCUCCAGGAAGGUGAAACAAGUCGGGAGGACGACAAAUUGAAGAGGGAGAAGACCAGAAUGGCUUUCCUCCAGGAGGGGCCAAGAGAAGACGACGAGGCGGGGGAAUGGAAGGGAAAGGAGACAAAAUCGUGGCUACGCGAAAAGGAGUGUACCGCAAAAGAAGAAGUGGACGGGCAGUUUAUGAGGGAACUUGAGACCCAAGCAAUGUUCCAUGAAGAUCAACCGAGGAAUGUGGACCAGGAGUCGCGGCACUCGGAGCUCGAGGCCGUGAGAAUGUCACCCCGCCAGGCGGGACGAAGAAGUGAAGAUGAGCCGUUGAAGAGGGACAAGCUCAACGUUCCCCCCCAACUGGAGCUGAGGAGAAAGCCGGAGGAGAAGGAGGUAAGAGCAACGCUCCAGCUGAAGGAGCCGAGAAGAGAGGAUCAUGAGACGGACUGGUUGAAAAAGGAAAGGGAGACAAUCCUCGGCCUGAACAAACAAGUCUUGUGCGCUGAGGAAGAGGAGGACAGUUUCAAGCGCGAAAAGGAAAAAGGGGUCUAUCUCUGGCAAGAAGAACUGAGCGCAAAAGAGGACGACAAACAAAAUUCCUGGGCGCUUUGGAGAGACCGUGAAGAAGAGGACGAGGAGGUGGAGUCGUUCAAGAGACAAAAGCAGAGAAGGAUUGGCCUUUGCGUUGAAGAACUGAAGAGGCAGGAAGAGGAGGAAGUGGAGCAGUUGCAGAGAGAAAAGGAGACAAGAAUGCGCAACUACGUGGAGGAGCUCAGAAGAGAAGAAGAAAACCAGGCGGAUCGUCUAAAGAGAGAAAAGGAGCAGAGGAUACGUCUCCUCCAGGAAGAGAUCAAGGGAGAGGAAGAGGAGGAGGCCCAGCGAUUAAAGAGGGACCAGAGGGAGCGAAUGAAUCUCCUCCAGAAAGAGAUGAAGAAAGAGGAAGAGACCGAGCGAUUGAAGUGGGAACAAGAGAGGAGAACGAGGCUCCGCCGGGAGGAACAACGCAAACACGAAGAGGAGGAGACGAGCAGGAGCGGCCGCCCGGAGGAACGUCUCGACACCGGGACCCAGCUCAGGAGAGAGGAAAGAGCAGAGUUCGGGAAGGAAGAAGACCAGACCGACGAUCAUCUCCGGGACCAUUCUGCCGCAGAAGAGGAGCAAAGGUUCGAUCGGGAGAAGGUGAAGAGGACUCCUUCCUGCCAGCGGACACCAAGGGAAGAAGAGGAAGACGAGGAGCUUGAGCACAUAAAGAGCGGCAGAAAGAAGAGGAUGCACCGCAGCCGAGAGGGAUCCGCGCCGGACCAAGAUGACGGGGAGGAACGGUUCAAGGUUACAAGGCAAAAUCCGAUGAGUCGGCUCCAGGACGAGCUCAAGAGAGAGACGGAGGAGUUGAUCGACAAACUGAAGGCUCAGAAGCGGAGGCGAACGCGUCUCCGACAAAUCGACUUGUGGGGCGAAGAGCAGGAGCGCAAACUCAAGCUGGAGUACAAGGAAAGGCUCAGGGCUUUGCGGCACAGCCUCCUCCUCAAGAGGAGAGACGAGGAGCUCUUGUUGGACAACAUGUUUGAGCAGAAGAAGAAGUUAAGAGAACGGGUCCACGCGGACCAAGACCAGGAACAACGUCAGAUCAGGCAGGACCGCGAAGCCGCCCUGCGAGCGCUUUACCUCGCGCUUGAAGAAGAACGGGAAGCCGAGCGUGACAGGCUGCAAGCUCAAAAGAGGCAAUUCUUCAACCGUCUGUCGGAAGAGUCUGAAGACGAGAUGGAUACCCUGAGAAUGAGGCUGCAGGACCCAGAACCCAGGGGGGAGAACCGCAGGUUUCUGAAGCCACAGCAGGCACCAGAGAAGUCUCUGAAUUCGGGCUUCUGCGGGACUUACUUGGCGCCCAGUGGGGCAGCUGCGGGGUCCCAACACGGAAUAUUCGGCACCUUCGUCCCGAUGCCUCAGAGGACCGACCGCUUUCCGGCCUACGCCGUUAACGCCGGACCGCCGCGUCCGGUCUACGUGGCCACGCAUCCCUUGUCGGGUACUCCGCAGCCGCUGCUCUGUCAGCCGAGAGCAACGGCGCCCGUGGACCCCUUCGCCACCACGUACCUGAGCGAAACCUACCUCGCCAAUCCUCCCGCUGGCUACUGCGAUCAGCUGGGCCUGAACAACUUUGACGAGAUCACCGUUUACCGUUUCCAGAGACAGAAUGCGCAAUGGAUGCCUUCUGUCCACACGUGAAGGCGUUCUGGCCGUCGAACAAUAAAUUCCUUGUGGGUCGCACGCAGUCUUUCUCAAGAGAAAACUGGUCUUGGUUUUUGAUUUUUUUUUUUUUUUUUUUUUCCAUUUAAUAUUGAAGGCAACUCAUGGUUUCAGUCAAAUGAAGGUGCCGUAAUCAUUUCUCCAAAGCGGCAGCCGUAUGAAAAGGGUCCGCGAAGUCGAGUCCGACGCCGCUCGCCUCGGCGUCAACGUGACCAGAAUACUUUGUGGGGACAGAAAGCAGAGCUGGGGAGUUCUUCGCGAUUGGGUCGAACGUUAGCGCACGUUUGAAAUUCUUUGCGAAAUUCUAUUUGUCUGUCCGCAGUCUUGGGAUUCUCAUUGGGCCACUUGGUUUCAUUGCCUCCCAGACGGCUUAGCGGACGCUCGAUAAGGACACGAACGUGGAAUUGUGCCGUCCGUCCCGAUUGGACUUCGCGAACGGCCGCUCAGGUCACCGACACAUUUGCGUCUCCGAACUUGUUGCUUCCGAGAGAACCUCUGAUGAGCAAAAAGUGAACGGGAAAAAGUGUGAAUUUUCCAAUCUCCCUUCUGAGCGCAGACAAAAUGCUUCUGGUGUGACUUUGUAAGUCUCCUUUCGGAAGGAAUCUUUGGCCACAAACCGAAGAGCAAAACGGCUUCUCGCCAACGUCUUUUCAACUGAGUCUUGGACCACAAACUGAGCAGGGGAAAGGUUUCUCCAGAGUGUGUGACCCGGAAGUUCUUUUUUU